GCAGAUUGUCUCCAUGUGCGGCUGCAUUCUCCAGGCAAGCGCAGGAGAUGUUUGUGGGAAGCUGUGCGUAUUAUAGAUCCUCUGUCACUCCGGUGCUUCCUAACACACACACACACACACACACACACGCGCGCACACACAAUCUCACACACACCUCCCCGGGCGCACGGAUCACGCAGGACUACUCGUUUCCGUCUCCACGCUCAUGGAUUGUGAUGGAACCAAAUGGAUCUGAAGCCUCGUUUCUUUUUUACAAUUAUUGUAGCUCGACCCAGGAUUAGUUGGUGUGUAUGAAUUGAGCGACAGUGUGUGUUGUUGUGUGGAGAGAAAGAGGGCGCACUUUGUUGGGAGAAAGCAGUGGCACCUGUUUUCUUUGGGAUGUGAUCUUCAGGUUGAGGAGAAAGAUGCGCGCUUACAUUCACCAGCAUUCCCAUGCAUAAUGGCAGAAGCGGAAGUUUUGAGGAAUCUCAGUUUCGAAAGGGUUGAGCGAUGUAUGAGUGUGAUGCAGUCAGGCACUCAGAUGGUGAAACUGAAGAAUGGCUCUAAAGGCCUGGUUCGCCUCUUCUACCUGGACGAGCAUCGCUCCUGUAUCCGCUGGAGGCCUUCCCGCAAGAGUGAGAAAGCUAAGAUCACCAUUGAUUCACUCUACAAGGUUACCGAAGGUCGACAGAGUGAUGUCUUUCAUCGGCAUGCUGACGGAAAUUUAGACCCCGGAUGCUGUUUUACCAUUUACCAUGGCAACCACAUGGAUUCUCUAGACCUGGUGACAUCCAAUGCUGAGGAAGCAAGGACUUGGGUGACGGGACUCAGGUACCUGAUGGCAGGCAUUAGUGAUGAGGACUCAUUGGCCAAAAGACAACGAACCCACGACCAGUGGAUGAAGCAGACGUUCGAGGAGGCCGACAAGAAUGGAGAUGGGUUCCUGAACAUUGACGAGAUCUAUCAGCUGCUCCACAAGAUGAACGUCAACCUGCCUCGUCGCAAAGUCAAGCAGAUGUUUCAGGAAGCAGAUACAGACGACCAGCAGGGAACGUUAACAUUCGAGGAGUUCAGCGUGUUCUAUAAGAUGAUGUCUUUAAGACGAGACCUUUUCCUGCUGCUAAUGUGCUUCAGUGACAAGAAAGACCACCUGACAGCCGAGGAGCUGGGGAACUUCCUGCGGGUGGAGCAAAAGAUGUCUAAUGUGACAACUGAGUUCUGCCUGGACAUCAUCGAUAAGUUUGAAGUGUCUGAAGAAAACAAGCAGAAGGGCAUCCUGGGUAUUGAAGGCUUCACUAAUUUCAUGCGCAGUCCAGCAUGUGACGUCUUUAACCCUCAGCAUAAUGAAGUUAAUCAGGACAUGGACCAACCGCUGUGCAGUUAUUUUGUGGCUUCCUCUCACAACACCUAUCUGACUGGAGACCAGCUCCUCUCUCACUCCAAGACAGACAUGUAUGCCUGGGUCCUGCAGGCCGGCUGCCGCUGCGUGGAAGUGGACUGCUGGGAUGGUCCAGAUGGUGAGCCCAUGGUACAGCAUGGAUACACUCUGACCUCCAAAAUUCCCUUCAAAUCUGUCAUCGAGACCAUUGACAAAUAUGCCUUCAUCAACAACGAAUACCCAGUCAUCCUGUCCAUCGAGAACCACUGCAGUGUCCAGCAGCAAAAGAAGAUUGCUCAGUACCUGAAGGAGCUCUUUAAAGACAAGCUGGAUUUGGGAGACAUCUUGAACAAGGACUCCACACAGCUGCCCAGUCCCAACAGUCUGAAGGGCAAGAUAUUAAUUAAGGGAAAGCGUCUGCCCCCGUAUCUGUCUGCAGAUGCAGAAGAAGGCGAGGUUUCAGACGACGAUAGUGCGGAUGAGAUCGAGGAUGAUUUCAAACUGAAGAACAACACAUCGAACGGACCCACACAACACAUGGUCGAGUCCCAGAUGAGGAAGAAGCUCGACUCAUUGUUGAAGGAGUCUCAGAUCGUAGAUAAGGAGGACACGGACAGCUUCUCCAUCCGAGCACUGCUCCGAGCCACACACGAGGGGCUGCACAAGAACCUGACCAAGAAUUCCAAAGAAGGCCUAAAGAAGUCUCAAAGUCGAUCCUUCAUCAGCAACCUCAAGCAAAAGAGGCACUCCAAAUCCAGACUGAAAUGUCAGAGCGUAGACACAGAUGACGAUGGACAGGACACAGGAGGACAGUUCAACAGGGGUGGACGCAGGAGAAAGACAAUAAAACUAAGCCGAGACCUGUCUGAUUUGGUUGUCUUUACUAAUUCUGUAGUGUCUCAGGAGUGUUUGGAUGAGGGUCCUGUUGUAAACGUGCUGUCGUUCAGCGAGACACGAGCACACCAGCUGGUGCACCACCGAGCCGAACGCUUUCUGAGCUUCAACCAGCGGCAGCUCUCACGGAUUUACCCUUCUGCCUACCGCAUCGACUCCAGCAACUUUAACCCCCAGACAUACUGGAACGUGGGCUGCCAACUGGUGGCCUUGAACUAUCAGACAGAAGGCCGAAUGAUGCAGCUGAACAGGGCGAAGUUCAUGGUGAACGGAGGAAGCGGAUACGUCUUGAAACCUCCACCCAUGUGCAACGGUACCUUUAAUCCGUACAGCGAUGACCCUCUUCCAGCGUAUCCUAAAAAACAGCUGGUACUGAAAAUCAUUAGCGGGCAGCAGCUUCCUAAACCACCUGACUCCAUGCUGGGUGAUCGAGGAGAGAUUAUUGACCCCUUUGUGGAGGUGGAGAUCAUCGGUCUUCCAGUGGACUGCUGUAAAGAACAGACCCGGGUUGUUGAUGAUAAUGGUUUUAACCCGGUGUGGGAGGAAACCCUGUCGUUCACUCUGCACAUGCCUGAAACUGCACUCGUACGUUUUCUCGUAUGGGAUCAUGAUCCUAUUGGGCGAGACUUUGUGGGCCAGAGGACAGUCGCCUUCACCAGCCUCAUGCCAGGUUAUAGACAUGUCUAUCUGGAGGGGAUGAUGGAGGCAUCCAUCUUUGUCCACAUUUCAGUGCAUGAUAUCUAUGGCAAGUGGAGUCCUCUAGUCCUCAAUCCCAGCUUUACCAUAUUGCACUUUCUAGGAGCUAGCAAGGGUCGUCAGUUACGGGGUUUCCGGGGUCUGUUCAGCAGGGGUUCCAAGUGCUCCGUGGACACACAAAUUGGUGUUCUACCACGUAAGCGCUCUUUGAGUAACCACCUGCUGCGCAGAACGGCUAGUGCUCCUGCCAAGGGACGCAAGAAGACCAAAACGGUACUGUCCGAAACCUCGCUAGACAAGGAGGAAAGCAGCAAUGGGGACAUCAAGAAACCAGCUCUGGAGAAGAGAGUGGGCCCCAGGAUGGGCACCAGGAUGGGCCUCCAGCACCGGCCAGUCUCCAUGCCUCUGGAGAGGCUCCUGCAGGGCCGGCUUACCGUAUCCUCUUCCGAACAAGAUGGACCUGAUACUGGCACUAGCACUAUAAUUGAUUUGUUCCCGGAGAAGCCGAGGUCUGCUUCUGUAGAUCACCUUAUUGAAACCUCCUCAGAAAUCCCAGACGAUAAUACCGACUAUACACAACAAAUCCAGCCAAUUACCACUGACUAUAUAGAAACCGCUGAAACUUCUUACUUCAUGAUAGAAGGUUGUGGUGAAACCAGCACUGAUGUUCUUGCAGAACCACUCAGCCGGAGUUUGACCCUGCAAACCAAAGCUUCUUCUCAAGGGCCUACUAAAGGUCAUUUAAGACUCUUGGAUCAACGUGACUGUCAUGAUAGUUUGCAGACUGAGUUCCACCAAAGGCAAGAUCUUAAAAGUAACCAAAUAACCAAAGCAGCUUUACAUUCUGUCUCUUUUGUUUCACCACCCCUUCCACCUCCCCUUCCAUCCACAUUGCAUCAGUCUGACCAGCAAGAUCAGAAGUCCCUCUACGACAGUGCUCUCUCUCACCUUAUUGAUGCUGUGUCCCUAGGCAAUGAGUAUGACACUUGUGGCUCCAUAUCAGCUCUUAUUGGACAGUAUGAAGAUUCUGCUGAACAGAGUACUUUAAAUCAGUCAUCAGCAUCUCAGCCUCCUCAGGUGUCUGUUCAACCACUCAACAACAAGCUAUUCAGCACCCCACAAAAAAAAAAUAUCCAGGACUCUUUACAAAAAUCUCAACAACCUGAUGAAAAACACAUUGCUUGUAGUCCUGAGACCAGUGAAUCGACUGUCUUUACAAUUUUAGAUGAGCAAGUGCUUUCUCUUGUUUCUGCUUAUGACAUUCCUGAUCAGACCAUUUGCAAAAACUUAGAGAACUUGGAGUGUAUGUCCGCAGAUGGCAGCAGAGGUCCCACUAUUUCCAUGAUACCUUUCAGGAAAACAGUAGAAGAAAACAGUGGAUGGGACUCUCAUAGGGAUAAAAGUUACAAAGCCCAGUUCCAACCCCCUACAUUUUCAAGAAACUGGGAUUAUGGGAGUUACAAAGACACCUCGAUUAACAGCACAGCCUCCGAGCGUUUCCUCAUCUGUCAUGACUCAGCAAGCAGCAGCUUGUUGGAGGUGGAGGUCAGUGUGGACGGAGAUCCUUUGGACACAACUCUGGUACCAUCACAUCCAGAGUCAGGACAGAAUACUCUUUAUUUACCACCUUCAAUAAGCAAAAAGGCAUAUAAACCCACAGAGUCAUCACGGUUUCAUAGUUCUUCCCCACACAAGCCUUUUAUUUGCAGUGGUCACCUGCAUGACUACUCAAUUAACCAACCCCAAACAGAGCAGUUUAACACAAGUAAUGUUGCCAUAUCUGGACAUUUUCAACCUGGUAUAGUCAAUGGGGUUACUCAUAACAUCAGACACGUUGGGACUAAGGACAAAAAUGGUAUAAUUUGCAAAACACAGCACUUCCAGAAUGGCUUUUCAUCCUCAGAUUGUCUUUUAAGGACUCAAGACAUCAACUCUCAACAACAGAAUAAUUGUUACAUGCCUGGUUCUGUAAGUAACAUGAUCUAUAGUUCUGUGGAAUACAGAGAUACCGUUGUUCCAACAAAGCAAUAUUCCAAGUCCUUGCAACAAAACCAGGCUUUGAAACAAACCAAUUCUGAGAUAUACAAAGGGAUAUACCUUGUUGGAUCUCCAGUCCCAACAGCUCCAAGUCCUUGUAAGUCCAAGAGCUUGGGUGACUUAACAUCUGAAGAUAUCUCAUGCAACUUCCAGAGCAAAUACAAAGUGAUCAGUCGCAGCUUCAUCACUCCAGUGAUGCAAGACCACAAACGGAAGUGUGGGCGGGCUAAACAGCCACCAGUUUCAGACCCCUUGACAGAACAGCUUCGUAAACUGGUGACUUUAGAUGAAGUGGACCCCCAAUCCACUCUCUCUCAAUUGCGAUCUAUCCCUAAGUCUUUUUCUGCAUUGCCAUCAGUGCCACUGAAUUCCGUUGUUUCCACAGAGGACUCAAAUGACCCUCCUCCAUUCCUGUCACGGAAGCUUUCCUCGCGUAGCCAGAGUCGCGUGCGCCACAUAGCCAGCCGCGCCCGAGAAAAGCAGCAGGAGGCACUCAAGGUACGACCUGCAGGGGGCACUCCUGAUGUGGUCCUACGCAAUAAGGCAGUUUCUUCUCAAAAUCCCCCUAUUAAUAGGCAUUCUACUGGCUCAUACAUUGCUGGGUACUUGGAGCAGGUAGGCUUGAAGGACCGUGGCCUGCCUGAGGGAUCCUGCAGGACAUUUUGUUACGGUGCCCAUGAUCGAUGUUAUGCUGAUGACUCUGUCAUCCCUCACAAUUCCCAUUCUUCCUCUGAACCGGAAGUCUACUUCCUUUUAAGACUUUGAAAUUAUCUUCCUUUUUUGCCUGUAUACAAACUUGCUGCCAUUGUGAAUUUCCUUCCAGUUUUUUAAAACAUUUCUCAGACCAUAAGGCUGUACUUGUGCUGUCAGAAUACACACUACUGUACCAGCUCCCCGGAAAAUAGUGCACUCUUAGACACAAGUACAGGUUUUGAAAUUGAAGCUUCCAGUACUGUGUAAAUAUGACCAUAUAUCCUGGACAAGCAAGUUCCUGUCUUAGAUGCACUACACCAAACUAGUCUAAGUCAUGCUUUUAAAUGUUGCUGUUUACUGUAUGUAUUGUAGAAAUAAGUUUAAUGAUGUUUUUUUUUUUUUUUUUUAAACAUAAAUCUUCCAAUCUUUCGGUCUUACGUUUUGUCCCUUUUUAAAUAGUUAUUAAUUGAUUAGAGGGGCUUCCAUUCUAAAACAUAUAAAUUGUUGUAUCUCCUUUCGUUAUUUGUCGAUUGUGUUUGUAUAUUCAUUGUCAAAUUUGACCCUAUUUAAGGCCCUAUGGGUUUUAAAUCUGAUUAUUAUAUGUGGUGUUACAGCAUGUGAACUGUGGACAUAUUCAGCAUGACUAUGCACAGAUAAUAGGUAGACGUGUCUGUGCCCAGUUUAUGUAAAACAUUUUACUUUGUUUCAUGAUCACAGGACAAAAACCUGACAGCUAGUUUCGCUUACUCUUUCUUUAGGGCAAGAAUUUAUUGAUUAUAUUAGCUACUUUAGUUUCAAGAAGAAAAAAAAACCCUGUGAGGUUAAAGUUUUUAUUUUUGUAAUUGUUUUGAUACAGAUAGCAAAAAAAAAGACAUUUGAUGGUCUGAUUAUUUUUCUUUCUUUCAAAAAGAAAGUGUUUUACAGUUCUAGCACAACUAGCCUGUGGCAUUAUCAGGUAUGGGUUAUUACAACUUGCGUUUUUAUGUUUUUGUGUUAAAGGGCAUUCUUUUGAUUUUUGCGUUCGAUUUUUGCCAUUAAAAUGCUCCUCGGAAUUUUCUUACCAAUGCAAUAAAGUACUGUUUGUCAUUAAAUUCAA
Molecule: messenger RNA, 6773 nt
Organism: Silurus meridionalis
Lineage: Eukaryota; Metazoa; Chordata; Actinopteri; Siluriformes; Siluridae
Gene: plch1
Product: phospholipase C, eta 1
Exons: 23
Coding region: 440-5749 (1769 amino acids)
Biological process (GO): lipid metabolic process; phosphatidylinositol-mediated signaling
Molecular function (GO): calcium ion binding; phosphatidylinositol-4,5-bisphosphate phospholipase C activity
Source: RefSeq, a predicted model, not a curated record